Messenger RNA from Pseudo-nitzschia multistriata, 4338 nucleotides. NCBI's taxonomy places the organism in Eukaryota, Bacillariophyta, Bacillariophyceae, Bacillariales, Bacillariaceae. The record is from the annotation of a GenBank genome assembly.
CGACCGCGAGGAGCAAACAAAGAGGCACCGUGGUUGCCGCAUCCCACAGCAGCACCAAAAAGCAAAAUAACCGCAUCCGACUCUACCAUGGCGGCCGAAGCAGCAGCCACGGCGGUGUCCCCGUCCCGCCCCGACGAGGAAGACGACACCGACGAUCCGUCCCUGAUCAUCCCCAUCCGGAGCUCCGGGAAGGACGGCGAAAAGUUCAUCGAGAUUUUCCCGGAGGAAAUCCCCGACACAAARUCCUCGUCGCUCAUGCAGGUSAUGAAGGACGAGAACGCCGACCUGGGCGUCUGGGCGGACGCCGCCCUGCACUACGUGAAACACAAGCAGCACGCACAGGACUCGGCGCAGAUCCUGGAGGCCGGCUGCGAACGGGCCGAGACGGGCACCAAGGACGACCGGGUGCGGAUCUUUGCGGCGGCCGGCAUCGCCCACCUGACCGCGGCGCAAGAGGGGGGCGGCGGGGGCGACAAGCGGGCCGAAAACGACCUCCGGGAAGAGCUCAUYAGCAAGGCGGACAACCGGUUCACCCUCAGCUCCAAGGUGGACAACCUCUACCCCAUGACCUGGAUGGGCAGGGGCAUGCUCAACUUGUCCGCCAACCGGCUCAAGCAGGCGAGGUUUUUCUUCGACACGACCCUCAAGGAGUGCGGGAAGGUCCUCCCGGCCCUGCUGGGACUGGCGGCCGUGUGCUACCUCGAGGAAAACUACGCGGCGGCGCAGCAGAUGUACGCCGAAGCCAUUCGGCUCUACCCGAAAAAGAGCGGGGCGCCGACCCGUGUGGGGUUUGGGCUGGCGUGCUAUCGRCUGGGGCAGGUAAGAYCAUUGGCAAUGCCAACAACGGGUCCGAUYCGGRCGAAACCACUGCCGRGUAUGCGCUGCUGUUUCCGAUGGUGUUGCUCAAUGGCCUUUUGUUUUCCUUGYCUCCCUUUCUUUUUUGACCGGUGUCUACCGUAUGCUACUGCACUAUUGCWCUAUUGCCUUGCUUUGUCGAAAGGUGGAUCGCGCCAAGGCGGCCUUUGCCCGCGCACUCGAYAUGGACGGGGARAACGUAGAGGCCAUGGUGGGAGCUGCGGUGCUGGACAUGAUGAAUCUUGAUGAAACCAGCAACGACUUUAAUUCGCACAUGGAAAAGGCGAUCAAAAUGAUGAGCAUGGCCAACCUUCUCGACCAUUCCAACGCGAUGGUACAAAACCACCUCGCGAAUCACUACUUUUGGAAGUGGACGCCGAUGGCCGGCACCGUGGAGGUGACCCAGGGAUCGAAAACCGUCAAGGGAUCCCAAUCGAUUCCGCUCGACGAGGGCGACAGGGUGCGCAUCGGAAUGGAAUUCGAAACGUACGUAGACGACGACAGCGACGACGCGGAUGGCGAUGGAGGGGUUACCUUCCAAAUGAAAGAGGCCUGGAAGGGGGAAACAACCAGCGGGCUCAAAGUGUGGAAGAAGGAUUACGACAGAGUGAUCGCGCUGGCGAAGGGCGCCUAUAACAGCACCCAGGUGACGGAAAUACAGGCCGAGUCUCUCUUUUUCUUGGCGAGGGUAUACCACGUUCGAGGAAUGAUGGAAGAUGCCGGAAAGGUAUACGACCGAUCCUGCAAACUCAACCCAAACCUGACUCCGGCACGAUUUGGUCUUGCCCAGGUAUUGGUGUACCAAGAACAGUACGAACCAGCGGCGGCGCACCUGCAAUUGGUCCUGGGAACCUCCAACACMGCUACCGAUGCCCUAGCCACGCUCGGGCUCUUGAAAGUCCGAAGCGGACGAAAAACCCAAGAUGGUCUGGCGCACCUGCGCAAGGCCAUCGAUCURGAUCCCCUCAAUCCCGACUUGAUUUUUCUGGAGGCGCUGGCCCUGCAGCAGAACGAGAGCAAUUUCCCCAAGGCCCUGGAACGAUACAACAAGGCCGUCGAAUUGAUGGAACGGCAGGGAUCCAAGAUCCCCUUCGCGAUCCACACAAACAUCGGCGUGCUCUCUCACGAAACCCGAAAGUUUGACGAAAGCCUGACCUCGUACGUGCGGGCCCUGAAUGCGCUGGACGAAGAUGGUACCAAGCGCGUGGCCACACUGGAAAACUCCGGYGUGGAGGGCGGGACGAUUCGUCACGACGACAACAACAUGUUUUUUGGCUACGUCGAUAGCAAGCUGAAGGUAGAAAACCCCGCCAAGGACGGUGACAAAGAGGAAGGUUCGACCGUGCUUAAAAUUAUCGAAUCGGAAGGAAAGGAGGCAUCGGAUUUUUCUUUGAAGGUUGGCGAUGACAUUCGAUUGGGAGAGUCCUUCACAACCCGAGUUGCGGGCAUAGAAAAGGAAGACAAAGCACUGGUACUGAAAAUAGACGAUGCUUACAAGCACGAGCCGCUUAAGAAAAAUGAAGACGACGAAAACAAGAUGGAGGAAGAUUCGAAAGAAGAACCCGAUGUGGAAAAGGUCAAGGACAUUUCUGUUUUAGUGAAACGCGAAAACAGUCGCAUGRAGGACCCGCAUGCGAUUAGCAUCGCUUUCAACCUGGCACGGCUGCACGAGACGUCCGGAAGGAAUCUCGCCGCGAUCGAGCUCCACAAGGCCAUUCUGAAAAGAAAUCCAGCGUACGUCAACAGUUAUCUGCGCCUGGCGUGCAUCGCAAUCGAUUGUGGGGCUCURAACGAGUGUGCGKGGUGGCUAAAGAUUGCGGCGGAAAUCGCGCCCGGGAAUCCAGAGGUCCUCACCCUAAUCGGGAACCUCCAUCUUUCCCUCUGCGAUUGGCAGCCGGCCCAGCAAAUUUUCGACGGCCUUCUCGGCAAGAAAAUUCCAAACGUGGAAUCCUAUGCUCUCCUGAGCAUGGGGAAUAUUUACUUUGCGAACCUUGAUAUACCGAAACGGUACGCSAGUUAUUUGGGGUAUGCCGGGGAUUACUACAAACGCAUCCUGACGAAGGACAACGCCAAUGCGUAUGCCGCCAAUGGGUUGGGAACCGUGAUUGCAGAGAAGGCGGAGUUGUUCAAGGCAAAGGAAGUCUUCAAUCGUGUGAGAGAAGUAACCGGCGACACCAUUUCGGAUACGCAUCUCAACCUGGCACACAUUUACCUUGCACAGAAAAAACAUCCCGAAGCAUUGCAAAUGUACCAAAGCUAUCUCAAGCGUACCGAAGAUGGAACCACCCCGAUUACCUCGAAGAGCAGGCUCGAUGACAAGGUUGAHGUGCUCCACUACAUUGCGUUUGCAUACUUUGACUGGGCCCGCCAAACWGAGCUCUUUAACAAUGCGAAAGCAGCGCCCGCCGACGAGCGAUACAAAAARGCGAUGGAACAUAUUGAACUGGCUCUGAUUGACAACACGUCCGAAUCGAAGAAUGGUCUUCUUACCUAUAAUCUGUGCAUGACCAAGCUACAGGCGGCUAACUGUGUUUUGCAGAAACUCACCAGAAAUAUUCGAAGGACAGCUCAGGAAGUUGAGGAAGCACUGAACGGACUUCAACACAGUUUAGAGACGGUAGAAACGAUCCUCAAAAACAAGAAAGAAGGCGCUAAGGUACUGAUCUCGACGUCUAUAUUGAAUGAUUUUAUUACUCAUUGCAAGAGUAAUAUCGAGUCGGCAAAAUCGCAUCUCGAGGAUGAAAGAAAGCGCGAGGAAGAAGCGAAUGAAAUCCGCGAAUUGCAGCGCAUGGCGGCGGAAUCAAAGCGAGAAGAACAAAAACUUCAGAAAGARCUGAAGAUGCAGGAAGAAACAAAGAAACAAGAAGAGCGUGAUCGAAGGGUACGUAAUCUGAUUAAAAUUUUCGCGUCUGUUAAAUGUUGUCGUUUGUGCGCUAGCUUUCUCGGUGCAUAUCCUCACGUAUUUAUUCCGAAUACUUUGYUCUUGUCUUWAGGCGAGGGAAAAGAUGAGAAAGUUGGAAGAUCUGCGAUCGGGAUGGGAACAUGAGCAAGCAAUUGCAAAGGCCGCAGYAGAAAAACGAAACCAGAACAAAGCACCUCCAGCGCCCGAGCAUACGGAAAAUAUCAAUAACCUGGAAUUGGAAGAAGACGACGCAAAGCCUGCUUCGGCGGGUCUCUUUGAAGACUCGAGUGACGACGAGGAAGAGGAACCAAAGAAGGACGAAAAUGAAGAAAACAAAGAAAUCGCUGCAGAUACSACCCAACAGGAUUUGUUUGGCGACAGCAGUGAYGAGGACAGCGAUGAAGAGCUGAAGCCAUCGUCCGGCACUAAACGUGGAAGUGUUGAUAAAGAGGAAGACGAAGAUCAAGAACAACCGAGUUCCAAAAAGCAAAAAACUGAGGAGGUUGAAGAUUCCGAUUGAUAAAUACUACUAAAAUGACAAAUACCAAACGUAGAACCAUGUAUAAAGCAAGUGACUAUUU